Molecule: messenger RNA, 1449 nt
Organism: Chaetomium fimeti
Lineage: Eukaryota; Fungi; Ascomycota; Sordariomycetes; Sordariales; Chaetomiaceae
Exons: 3
Coding region: 251-1336 (361 amino acids)
Molecular function (GO): oxidoreductase activity
Source: RefSeq, a predicted model, not a curated record
CCCCCAUGUCAACGUUGUAAUGGACCACGCCAAUGGGCCCAGCAAUGCCCGAAAGAGGAUGUCCUGCGGAUACCUCUGGUGAGACUUUUGUGGAGGAGAGGAAGCGGCUGAGGAUGUCCUUCUCCGUCAAGAGGAUAAGAAGGGGAGGAGGCAUCUGUCUCUUGGGUUUGAGUUGAGUUGGGUGACCGAGUCUUUGACCCUUCUCCUCCACUACCCUCAAGUCACGUCGAGACCGUCUAGCUCUUCCACGAUGCAACUUCUCAAGGGCAUCCAGACGGGUUGGGUGCUUGCCACUCUUCUGUGGACAGGCGCCCCCGUCACUGCACGCCCACAUCAGCAACCGCAGCAGGGACCCCUCGUGAGGAAAGAAUGGCGCACCCUCUCCAACCACGAGAAGUCCUCCUACCUCUGCGCCGUGAAGUGCCUCAUGCGCAAGCCGGCCCUCACCCCCGCCUUCGACAACACGGGCGUCAUCAGCCGCUACGACGACCUGGUCUACACCCACAUCCUACAAACCUUCGACAUACACUACACGGGCCACUUCCUCGCCUGGCACCGGUACUACGUCGCCGUCUAUGAGCGCAUGCUGCGCGACGAGUGCCACUACCAGGGCGCCCAACCCUACUGGGACUGGACCCUGGACACCCCCGCCGACCAGUGGGCGGCGUCGCCCAUCUUCGACCCCGUCACGGGCUUCGGCGGGAACGGCGCCCCCGUCGCCGGCGACCCGACCAACCCGAUGGAGGUGCCGGGUCGCACCGGUGGCGGCUGCGUCCAGGACGGUCCCUUCGCCGGCAUCCCCGACAUGGUCCAUCUCGGCCCCAUGGACUCGGUCACCUACAACCCGCAGUGUUUGAAGCGCGACUUCAGCCCGUAUUUUGCUGGCCGCUACCUGGCCAUGAACCAGACGCAGCUGACCCUGGCCGCGCCAGACUUUGGAGCCUUUGGUAGGGUGGUUGAGGGUGGCCCCAGCUUCGACGCCUCUGGUGUCCACGGCGGUGGCCACUAUGGCGUGGGUGGUACAUAUGGGCAAAUCGGUGACCUCUACACCUCCCCCGCCGAUCCCAUCUUUUACCUCCACCACGCCAACCUCGACCGCGUCUGGUGGUCGUGGCAGAAGCUGGACCUCGGUGCCCGGUUGACCGACAUCUCCGGCCCUAUCUUCCUGAUGGAUUACGAGAACCUCAAGGGUGGCAACGUGACGCUGGAGUUCCCGCUGUCCGCUGGGGUCAGUGCCGCCAAUGUCACGGUUGGCGAUGUCAUGAACAUUGCGGCGUGCGGCCAGAACGGUGUGUUGUGCUACGAGUACGACGAGGUCUACACACUACAGGGUUAAACGGUAUGUUGGACUAUGGAGAUAGAGAACGGUGCAGGGUUUGGAUUAAUCUAGUAUUAUUGAUCUAUCGUCUACAAAGAGACGCUAAUAAGACGGAAUAUUUCCCAAGAUAA